This is a messenger RNA of Aspergillus tanneri, 513 nucleotides long. RefSeq lists its product as uncharacterized. The transcript is spliced from 2 exons. The record is from RefSeq and is a predicted model, not a curated record. Lineage: Eukaryota; Fungi; Ascomycota; Eurotiomycetes; Eurotiales; Aspergillaceae. The coding region runs from base 1 to 513 and encodes 170 amino acids.
AUGAAAGUCCGACGAGACCUUCAGCAGGCCACCUUCUCACCCAGUGCGACGACGCGUUACGGACCCGGUAGUCUGGGUCCUCCCCCUCCUUUACACCCUCCUGUCGUUCCGGUGGGAGGCCCAUUGGAUUUGGGGGGGAUCACCACGGUGGGUUGGAAGACGGCACCGACAUGGAUGUCGGAUGCGUCCGUCGGCUUGGCAUGGCGCUUCUCUGACCAGCUCGUCGUGAGUGGGACGAUUUUCCUGGCCGUCGUCGUAUCAGCCCCGCGAAGCAACAGCCCCCGCCAAGCCAUAGAGGCUGCAUGCAUUGGCCUGACUGGCGAAGUGUCAGGCGUCAUGACGAGAUCAUCGUCCAUGGCGCUGGUCGGGCGGCCAAGUCCUAAAAAAGAGGGGGAAACGACAGCGCGAUCCAACGCCGUCACCGCGCCGUCGUUGGCUGCUCACGGAUCAAGCACACGGUUGAUCGUCACGGUUAGCCCCGAGCCAUCCACAGAGCUUAUCUACGCGCCGUGA